This is a messenger RNA of Cuscuta europaea, 801 nucleotides long. The record is from the annotation of a GenBank genome assembly. Lineage: Eukaryota; Viridiplantae; Streptophyta; Magnoliopsida; Solanales; Convolvulaceae.
GGCACCAUAUGAAACCCUAAUCAACACGCCCUUUUUAUCUUCUUCGCCAACAAACCCUAGUCCAGCUUCAGCAAACCCCGACCUCAAGCGGCAGAUCCUUAGCAUCUCUGCAUAUCGACAAUGGUGACCGCUGGGAAGAAGACGAAGAAGACACAUGAGAGCAUAAACAACAGGUUAGCUCUGGUCAUGAAGAGCGGUAAGUUUACACUUGGGUACAAAACAGUUCUCAAGACCCUCAGGAACUCCAAAGGUAAGCUUGUAUUGAUAUCCAACAAUUGCCCACCUCUGAGGAAGUCUGAGAUCGAGUACUAUGCUAUGCUUGCUAAGGUUGGAGUUCAUCAUUACAAUGGAAACAAUGUUGACCUUGGGACAGCCUGUGGAAAGUAUUUCCGUGUGUCCUGCCUUAGCAUUGUUGAUCCAGGUGAUUCAGACAUCAUCAAGACUCUGCCUGGAGACCAAUAAAAGAUUUACUUAGUUGUGCUAAAACACCUACUCUCCAGGAUUAUGUUAAACACCCGUCCUCUUUGUUUUGCGCUUGUUUUCUUUGAGUUUGAGUCUGAUACUACUGGAUUACAUAUUAAUCGGAGUUAUAUUUUUCAUUCUGUCCUUGACUCCAAUUGGUUGAUUUAUAUUUUAUUUUCUGGAACUCUGAAUGGGUUAGAUUAAAAUUUUCAGUGAACAUGUUACAUUGCUAAUUUUGUGGUGAACCAUCACUUCACAGUUCACAUCUUCUAUACGAAGUUUGUACUACGUAUAAUGCAAUUUGAGUGAUAGACAAGCUUAUGAGAACGAAUAGUCACU